Molecule: messenger RNA, 2379 nt
Organism: Thyridium curvatum
Lineage: Eukaryota; Fungi; Ascomycota; Sordariomycetes; Thyridiales; Thyridiaceae
Exons: 4
Coding region: 1-2379 (792 amino acids)
Molecular function (GO): protein binding
Source: RefSeq, a predicted model, not a curated record
AUGAAGUUUUUCUCCAAAAAGUCGAGCAAAACCAAAGCAUUCGCGGACGAAGAGGAGGAAGACUUUUCCCAUUCAGAGCCCUCCUCACCAGUCAAGCAACCCGCCCGCCCGGCUUCCAAAUCGCCGACAAAGUCGCCCUCCAAACCCUCCACCCACAAGUCGGCGCGAGCAGCCUCACCCUCGCUUCGGGAGACCAAGUCUCGGUCUCCACGUUCCUUCACCAGGCACCCUACCGAUCCCGGCUCCGGCUUCUCCUCCUCCUCACGUCGAAAGAAAAUCGACCCCGACAUCCACCCUCUGAACCUGCCGCCUGAGCAGCGCAAAAGGUUCUCCGCCAUGUCCAACCGCAACUCCAUGGAUAUCGACCGGGAGCCUGCCAACGGCAACCCCUCUUCUCCCCCGCCGCAAUCGUCUCCGGCGCCCUCCGGACCUUCUCAAUCGACAUUCACUGUCCCUGUCACCAACGGUGCGGCAAGCCCGGUGACGAGCCCUGUCAACGGCAACGGCGAUGGCGAUGUUCCUGUGCCCCCUCCUCACAAAUCGAACCCGUCCAGCCCCAAGCCAACGCCUGAGGACGAGGCGGAGGAGUUCAAGAAUGCUGGAAACAAAUUCUUCAAGGAGAAAGAUUACCAGCGGGCUAUCGCGGAGUACACAAAAGCUGUGAUGCUUCAACCAAACUCGGCGACCUAUCUCGGGAACCGUGCCGCGGCAUACAUGAGCGCUGGCAAGUUCGAGGAUGCCCUUGAGGACUGCAAGCGUGCGGUCGACCUCGACCCCCAGAACAACAAGAUCCUUCUUCGGUUAGCCCGUAUCUACACCAGCCUGGGCCAGCCUGAGGAUGCCAUUCUCACCUUUGGGCGCAUCCAGCCGCCCCCUUCUGCGAAAGAUAUGGCCCCUGCUCGGGAGAUGCAGCAGCACGUCAAGGCCGCCCAGGAUGCUUUGCGAGACGGCACCGCCGCCUCCAUGGUCCUGCAUGCACUGGACAUGGCUGAGAGGCAACUUGGUAUCGGAGCACUGAAGCCCCGAAAGUGGCAGCUGAUGCGUGGUGAGGCCUACCUUAAGAUGGGAGGUGUCAACUCACUGGGCGAGGCGCAGAAUGUGGCCAUGUCUCUGCUUCGGCUAAACAGCCAAGAUCCGGAGGCGUUGGUCUUGAGAGGUAGAGCGCUGUAUUGCCAGGGAGAGAACGACAAGGCGGUCCAGCAUUUCCGCAAGGCUAUCAGCUGUGAUCCUGACUUGCGAGAUGCCGUCAAGUGGCUGCGCAUCGUGCAGAAACUCGACCGCAUGAAGGAAGAUGGCAACAAAGAGUACAAGGCUGGCCAGUGGCAAGCAGCCAUUGACAAGUACACGGAGGCUUUGGAUGUCGACCCUACCAACCGCGGAACAAACUCGAAGCUGCUUCAAAACAGGGCACUGUGCCGUAUCAAGCUGAAGCAGUAUGACGAGGCCAUUGCAGACUGCGAGAAGGCUAUCAGCUUGGAUCCACACUACCUCAAGGCUCGGAGAACUAAGGCCAACGCGCUUGGUCAGGCCGAGAGGUGGGAGGACGCUGUCAAGGAGUGGAAGGCUAUUGCCGAGCUGGAUCCCGAGGACCGCAACAUCCAAAAGGAAGUGAAGCGCGCGGAGCUGGAGCUGAAGAAGAGCCAGCGCAAGGAUUACUACAAGAUCCUCGGCGUUUCCAAGGACGCAGACGAGAAGGAUAUCAAGAAGGCCUAUCGCAAACUGGCCGUGGUUCAUCAUCCUGACAAGAAUCCCGGCGACGAGCAAGCCGAAGCCCGCUUCAAGGACAUUGGUGAAGCGUACGAGACUCUAAGCGACCCUCAGAAACGUGCCGCCUACGACAACGGCGAUGACCUGAUGGAUCCGUCAGACAUGUUUGGUGGUGGUGGCAUGGGUGGUGGCAUCGAUCCCGAGGUGCUGUUCAGCAUGAUGGGAGGCCAAGGCCAAGGCGGCUUUGGAGGAGGCGGCUUUGGAGGUGGAGGCUUCCCCGGAGGCGGUGGCUUUCCCGGUGGCAGCUUCCACUUUGCCAACGGAGGAGGCUCUCGACAGCGUGGGGAGGAGGAAGACUACGAAGACUCUGAAAGCGAGGCCACUUUUACAGGAAUCCCGCCUGCCUCGGAGCAACAGCAACGGCGCCGCCGGCCCAGUCGGGCCGGAAGUGAAAGAUGGUAUGAGAAGGACAUGGGCGAAGCAAAGGCCGCGGCCCAAGUGCACAGGGACAAGCGCGAGAAGCAGCUGGAGCUGUUCCGUCGCGUCGGGUUUGGCGCUCUUGCAGCGAUCGUCCUUCUUCCCCCGUACCUGUUGGGACUACUGGUUUUAGGAUCUGGGUGUGUGUACAUUUGCAUUGUUCUUGCGCGGUCCAUGGGCAUGAGGAACUGGUAG